UCAUCCGUCAACUUGUGUCUGGUGCGCGUAGGAAUUUCCACGGGUUGUCAUAUGAAAAGCUUCCGUGCCUCCCGGUUCCGGGACAAAAUCGAUGAUGAGCAAACGCAACUGUCACAAUCUGACAAUUGAGUGGUGGUGUGAUCGCUGGUCGUGUUUUUCUUUUACUUGAGUUAAUCUUUCCAAAAUAAUCACAGAAAAGUGCUCAGAAAGUAUUCGCUUUUGCGUAGAAUUAGUAAUAUGGUCUGAACUCGACUUGGGAGCGAAGUGAAACUGUGUCCAGCUAGCACACAACCAUUGAAAACUCCACAUAAUGCCUCCCACACCAAAAAAUUACCGCAAUUCGGUAGAAGCUGAACUUAACCACCAUGCGUAUAUGUCAAAUUAUCAAAACAUUCUGGAACAGGGCCAUGCCCCAGUCAUGACAAAAGAAUACAAACCCAAACUUCCACGAACUUUUGACAAGUAUCUCACACCGGACGAACUGAAGACCGUGGUAUUCAACAAUCCACGUAUCCAACUGUUAUUGGAAAGUAUGGCGUCCAAUUCGAAGCAAACUCGUAAGGAAGUCGAUAAAAAGGCCAAAGAAAUUCUCAAUGAAAUCGGACUUGCCCGGAAUCUGGCUAUGAUCCGAUGGGCUGGAAUGUGCAUCACAACAAUUGGAAGACGAAUAUUGAGUGGAGUCUAUGUCAAUGAGGCGAAUAUUAUUCGAGUGCGAGAUAAGAUGGGAAAUUUGCCGAUUUUGUAUCUGCCCAGCCAUCGGAGUUACUGUGAUUUUAUUUUAAUGUCGUAUAUUUGCUUCAAAUAUGAUAUUGAGAUUCCUGGUAUAGCUGCUGGAAUGGAUUUUUACUCAAUGGUGGGAAUGGGGAGUUUCCUUCGAAAAACCGGUGCGUUCUACAUGCGGCGUUCAUUUUCCGGGGACGACCUCUACUGGGAGAUCUUUCGUGAAUAUAUGCAUGCUCUAGUCAUCGAUUACCAUAUUGGUAUUGAAUUUUUCAUUGAGGGAACAAGGAGCAGAAACUUCAAAGCUCUGGUGCCAAAGGUCGGUUUACUAUCUAUGGCUCUCGAGCCGUUAUUCAUGGGUCAGGUGCCUGAUAUAAUGGUAGUCCCAGUCAGCGUGUCAUAUGAUAAAGUCUUGGAAGAACAAUUGUUUGUUACUGAGCUGCUGGGCGUACCUAAGCCAAAAGAAUCGACGAAGGGGUUCCUUAGAGCCCUGAAAAAACUUGAUCAGAAAUUCGGGCGCAUGUAUGUGGACUUUGGUGAACCGAUUUCGGCAAAAAACUUCUUUGGUAGCAAUUUGGAUAGGAUACGACACUCUAAUGUUGCGCCCUAUCUACAGAAAUUAAGCAAAAAUGAAAUAGCACUUAUAAAGGAGUUAGGAUUCGAGGUCGUGCAAAAACAGCAAGAACGAAUUGUUAUCACCACAUUCAACCUAAUUGCGUACUUUUAUUCCUACAAUGUGUUUUUGAAUACACGUCUUAGCUUAGAGCAACUGUGCAACGGCGUUUUGAUACUGAAAAACAUUUUCGAUCGCCUUGGUGCCCAUGUGGCCGCAAAAGAGAAAAGUAUUAACAUGGACGUCAUUGAAUCAAUUGAAAUACAUUCCAACAUUCUACACUUUCCCACGGCCGGUUCAAAUCUCGAAUUGGUGCGGCCGACAAUACAACUGAACGAUGUCAAUUUGAAAACGUUAAAGGGGCAUUACCUAAAUGCUCAUGCUAUGCAGCUGGCAGUUUCGACUGUAAGUUUGCAGAUAUAUAUAAAUCCAUGCAUGUUUUGGGUAUCUGGCCCAGCUCUCAUGAUCCUUGCCGCUUUAAAACUAUCAAAUGAGACUAGUGGUAAGGCUUUUCAAAAGGACGAACUUCGAUUAAGAAUUAUUGAGCUCAAUGAAAUUUUUGCUGUGGAAUUUGUCAUAAUUAAGUCACGGGAGGAGUUGGAAUUCAUCAGAAAUCUCGAAACACUCUCACAGCUAAGAGUCAUGCAGAUAAGCGAUAAGAUACUAUUCACACGCAAUGAAACAGCUGAUAUUUUACUAAGUUCUCUGGUGCCAUUCCUUUGUUGUUAUUUCCAAGUAAUCGAGACAAUUUUAGAAAAGUGUGCUGAUCAAGACUUCAAUGAAAAAGAUUUACUGGUAGCCGUUCAGCAGAGAAUCGAGGCAGCAUUAACAGCGCGACCAAAAUACAUUCAUCCAUACUGCCUGUCACUGGACAACAUAAAGUCAGCACUAGCAUCAUUCACCCAAAACUCCUUCGUGCAGCAGGAGAAAAAGGCCAACGCUACUAAAUAUCGAUGCCACCAAACUAAACUGUUAAGUUUACGUAAUAAUUUCCUGCAAUAUUUGCAGCUUUUGCCAUUCACCAUCAACGAAUAUUGCUAUAUUAUAUCCAAGCUUUAAUUCGUUGUUUUGUUUUUGUUAAUGAAGUUUUCUAUUUAUAAAGUCCUUUAAGCAAAUUUUAGUUUUGCCUGUGUGUUUAUGCUCGAUUGGAAAUGUACCUAUUAUUGCGUAUUGAAUAAGAUAGUAUUGUAUGCGUAGAGUGUAUGGUUAAGUAGGUAUUAAAAGGUCAAAAUAUAUAUAGUAAUUUUUACCAGCAAAACAAAAA
Hermetia illucens (black soldier fly) is the source of this 2597-nucleotide messenger RNA. It is a transcript of the gene Dhap-at, whose product is annotated as dihydroxyacetone phosphate acyltransferase. The transcript has 7 exons. The record is from RefSeq and is a predicted model, not a curated record. Gene Ontology annotation, biological process: ether lipid biosynthetic process. Lineage: Eukaryota; Metazoa; Arthropoda; Insecta; Diptera; Stratiomyidae. The coding region runs from base 311 to 2392 and encodes 693 amino acids. Gene Ontology annotation, cellular component: mitochondrial membrane; peroxisomal membrane. Gene Ontology annotation, molecular function: glycerone-phosphate O-acyltransferase activity.